GAGAUGCCUUUGAUGAUUUUGGAGACGAGCUGCAGCCUGAUUGGCUGGUUCUUUCUGUAUGUGCUGCUGUGUCACUUGAACAGUGCGAGAGAUUGUGAGUGGAACUGCAGGCUGGUAACUCUGCUCCACGGCAUCCUGAUCGUCUGUGUGACUGCCUACAUCGGCUUCAUUGCUGGGCCAUGGCCUUUCACACACCCAGGCACUGAAAACACAUCUCUCCAGAUCCUGGCUCUUGUGCUCAGCUUAGGAUACUUCCUCUUUGACAUGGCUUGGUGUGUGUCUUUCCGCACUGAGGGUCCGGUGAUGCUGACCCACCACACCAUGAGCAUCCUUGGAAUCGUGCUGGCACUAGGGCUGGGCGAGUCGGGCAUCGAGACCUGUGCUGUCCUGUUUGGCAGUGAGAUCACCAACCCGCUCCUGCAGGCCCGCUGGUUCCUCAAGCGCGUGGGCCGCUAUGAGAGUCUAGCAGGAGAUGUGGUGGACCUGCUCUUCAUUCUUCUGUUUGCCUCUGUGAGGAUUGGUGUUGGGAGCCGAAUGCUGUAUUGUGAAUUAACCUCUCUGAAGCCAUUGCUUAUAGUGAAAGUUGGUGGAGUGGCUAUUUACACUCUCUCCUGGAUCUUCAUGAUAGACAUUGCACGUUUUGCCUGCAAGAAAACACGUGCCAAAUACCGGCGAUGGAAGGAACAGUACAAGCUGGAUGAUGCUAAUGGACAUGCUGUCAAAGUCAAAUAGACCUUUCUGUGCUUUAGGACUGGGGAAAUGGCAUUUUUGCUGAUAUAGCUAAAAAUAUUUUGUUAAUUAAACAGGGUUCCAUUUUACUGGAUAUUUAAAAAACGCACAAAAGGUGACAUAUCUAAAACAUACCUAGAAAAAUGUAAAUCCAGUAUAGCUAUUCCUAUCAUUUCUGACUUACUCAAAUUUGAUUAAUUAGUCUGCAAAGUGUCCAUGUCAUAUAAAGAUUUUUCUUAAUUUUC
Messenger RNA from Cyprinus carpio (common carp), 974 nucleotides. It is a transcript of the gene tlcd5b, whose product is annotated as TLC domain containing 5b. Gene Ontology annotation, cellular component: membrane. The record is from RefSeq and is a predicted model, not a curated record. NCBI's taxonomy places the organism in Eukaryota, Metazoa, Chordata, Actinopteri, Cypriniformes, Cyprinidae.